GUGUGUUGCUGUGUGUUGUUCACCAUGGCUGGCAGCCUGUUUGGUAGACUGUCCCUGGAGGAAGAGGACUCGGCCAACUCCCUGGAGGGCCUGGAAAUCAAGCUGGGUGGAGAAGCCAUGCAUCAGGCCCUGGACACUCUGAGUGACAGCACGAGCUCGACCACUGCUAACGAUCUGGACCUGAUCUUCCUCAAAGGCAUCAUGGAGAGCCCAGUGGCUCAUGAGCACUUUGAGGAACCCAAGCUUGAGGCUGUGAGGGCAAACAACGUGGAGCUGGUUCAGGACAUUCUCAAAGAGCUCAGUCCCCUCACACACAGGAGCCAGGCAGCUGACGAGCUCAUCCGCAUCCUCAAGGAGCCCCAUUUCCAGUCCCUCCUGGAGACACAUGAUUCUGUGGCGUCCAAAAACUAUGAGACUCCUCCGCCUAGCCCUUGUGCAUUCAUGGACGCCGCGCUCAAUAACCAGCCUGUGCCGCCGGAUGCAGUAAGGAUGGUUGGCAUUCGUAAGGUGUCCGGUGAGCACCUGGGAGUGACGUUUCGUGUAGAAAGUGGCGAGCUGGUGAUUGCCAGGAUCCUCCACGGCGGCAUGAUUGACCAGCAAGGUCUGCUCCAUGUCGGUGACAUCAUCAAGGAGGUGAAUGGGAAGGAGGUGGGCAAUGACCCAAAAGUGCUGCAGGAGAUGCUGAAGGAGGCCAGUGGCAGUGUGGUGCUGAAGAUCCUGCCCAGCUAUCAGGAGCCCCACACACCCAGACAGGCCUUUGUGAAAUGUCACUUUGACUAUGACCCAUCCCAUGACAACCUGAUUCCGUGUAAGGAGGCGGGGCUUAGCUUCAGCAGUGGAGAUAUUCUGCAGAUCUUUAACCAGGAGGACCUCAACUGGUGGCAGGCGUGUCACAUCGAGGGGGGCAGUGCGGGUCUAAUCCCCAGCCAGCUGCUGGAGGAGAAGAGGAAAGCCUUUGUGAAAAGGGAUCUGGAGCUUGCCACCUCAGGUCCUCUGUGCGCUGGGAUGGGAGGCAAGAAGAAGAAAAAAAUGAUGUAUUUGACCACCAAGAACGCAGAAUUCGAUCGGCACGAGUUGCGUAUCUACGAGGAGGUGGCAAAAGUCUCGCCUUUCAGGAGGAAGACGCUGGUUCUGAUUGGUGCUCAGGGAGUGGGCCGGCGGAGUCUGAAGAACAAGUUGCUGGUGUCGGAUCCCCAGCGGUACAGCACCACCAUCCCCUUCACAUCUAGAAAGCCAAAAGUGGACGAGCGAGACGGGCAGGUGUACUUAUUCAUGACCCGCAGUGAAAUGGAGUGCGACAUCAGAAAUGGUCGCUUCUUGGAGCACGGCGAGUACGAUGGCAACCUGUACGGCACCAAGAUCAACUCCAUCCACGAAGUCACCGAAACGGGGAAGAUCUGUAUUCUGGAUGUCAAUCCACAGGCACUCAAAGUGCUGCGAACGUCAGAGUUCUUGCCCUAUGUUGUGUUCAUCGAAGCCCCAGACUUUGAGGUUCUCAAAGCCAUGAACAGGAUGGCGAUCGAGAUGGGUGUGGUCACAAAACAGCUAACGGACUCUGAACUGAAGCGGACGGUGGACGAGAGCGAGCGGAUUAAACGGGCCUACGGACAUUACUUUGACCUCUGCAUCGUAAACGACGGCCUGGAGGUGGCUUUCCGGAGCCUACGGCUGGCACUGGAGAAACUGUCCACUGAGCAGCAGUGGGUGCCCGUCAGCUGGGUCUUCUGAAGGUCACCGAGAGCAGAGCAGGAAGCAGCCAAAACCAGAAGUGGUCAGAGGACAGUUUAGCCCUCGUAACUCCAGAGGGGCAGUUAGUGG
Molecule: messenger RNA, 1818 nt
Organism: Thalassophryne amazonica
Lineage: Eukaryota; Metazoa; Chordata; Actinopteri; Batrachoidiformes; Batrachoididae
Product: MAGUK p55 subfamily member 2-like
Cellular component (GO): plasma membrane; cell-cell junction
Molecular function (GO): protein binding
Source: RefSeq, a predicted model, not a curated record